Messenger RNA from Suillus paluster, 2509 nucleotides. RefSeq lists its product as uncharacterized. Lineage: Eukaryota; Fungi; Basidiomycota; Agaricomycetes; Boletales; Suillaceae. The record is from RefSeq and is a predicted model, not a curated record. Bases 459 to 2252 code for a protein of 597 amino acids. The transcript is spliced from 11 exons.
GUCCAACUGCGACUGCUCGGGCGAUCGGCAGUGCUGCACUGGAUUUGAAUCUUUUGAUCUUUUAAUGAGUCUCGGUCCUUGGGUGCCCUGCCAGUUCUGUCAUUGGCAUCAUAGCCACAGAUAUCAAGCAGCCAUGUUCUCGAGUCUCACGGGCGCGGGAAGGGCCCUUGUGUUGGAGUUUCUUUACUACGCGCUGACAGCUUGGUCUAGCAGUUGCCAAAGGUUGAGCAGCCCCCUUCUAGUACGUGGUCUUGACAAUCUAUAGAUCACCAGAGUUGCCGAUCAAUCAUGCUGAUAUCGUUCCUAUGAUCCAGUGAUACCAAACGCCGACAACGGUAUUUUACCCUAUUUUGCAUCCGAUCUUUUGUUGUAUGAUCAAUAGUGAGCUAUACAUAUAAGAUAAUCGCACGGACUCGCUAAGUUCACAACUCGGAAUCCUUGUCACUCUGCAGCUGGUCAUGCAGAACCAGGCAACUAAGAAAACCUCACGACGACAAAUGACUUCAUUUGUAAUUGGCUCACAAAGAACUCCAGGUCCGCUUGUGUCUACCAUACAAGUGAAGGGGCACCUCCGCCUCCUCAGAGCGUUCCACAAUCUGAGGGUCAUAGUAGAAGAAUGCAAGGACCGCAGGAUUCCUGCCUUCGCAGUACAGAUGGAUAGAGAUAGCCGGUGGAUGUGGUUUAUCACCCUGGCUAUUGACAGAUUCGAACGAUGGGUCAAGUCUCUGAAGUUCGUACCUCUUGAAAAAUUCAUCAGCAAACAGUUUCCACCCAUUGACGUGUGGAUGAUUUGGCAUGCCUAUCUAUUGAAUCCGUGUUGGUACGAAGAAGACUGUGAACGUCUCCUCGUUCUUCAGCAGCUUCGCCUGCUCAACAUGUUUGUUGUAGCCUCUAUCGAUGUUGGGAAACUUGCACAGAACCAGCCGACUGAAUCGCGGAUCGCCGCGUGGCACAAGCAAACUGGAUCAUUCUUCGAUCCAUUUGAUGCCAUUGAGGAGUUGACUCAUAAACAAAUGGAGUGUCCUCGAUGUCGAACCCGUGUCUUCGUUCCGUUUGUUAAUGACAAUGGAACUGGGUACUCAGAACAGCAGUUUAGUGCUCUGUGCCCCCUUCCAGGAUGUAGGCUGAAGAUCACAAAAGGGAAUCUAGCCGUGGCAAAGUUCGUGCGAGAUCUGACAGAAUCAGAGGAUGGGAGCGAAAACUACAUGGCCGGAAGUUUGUUUUUUGGCAAUGGAAAGCGAGAUCCUCGACGGGCGAAGGCAAUCAAAGAUCAACUGAUGCAGUCAUCACAGUUUUGCCGAAGGAAUCCUCAGUCUUCUAACCAGCGCAUCGCUCGACUGGACUGGGAGAGAGAGAUUAAGGAAGGUAUUGGUUACUCCUGGCCACUGUUGAAAGAUGCUAUCGCAAUAGCUCUCAAAGACCAACCAGAGGCAACGAGGACCAAAAUUGUGAGUGCGUACGAAGAUGACAGUCCAUUCUCUAUCAACCUCAUUGCCGCAGUGUUGCGACAAGGGAUAUUCAUCAAAAGGAUAGAUGAACUAGGUUGGCUUAGACCUGGCGCAUUCAAGGACGGCGAUAAGUUGCAAGUCCUAGAACAUGCUCUGCUUCGUUACCACUGCUUCCUCGAUCUAGCAGCAGCCUCACCGAAUUUGAUCCCUGUCCCUACUCUCGACAUUGACCUGAUUUGGCACACUCAUCAGCUUAUGGGGGGCAGGUAUGGUGUUGAUUGUGAAAUAUAUAUUGGCCGUCGUGUUGAUCAUCCACUUACUACAGAAGAGGCCGUUCUUUCAACAGCUCUUGAUAACACAUGUCAUGCGUGGCAGUCACGUUUUCAUAUCCCAUACAUGCAGUGUGGCUGCACUGCUCCAAACGAAACUGUAUUUCAACGGCUUAUCCGCAUUAUCCGGCAGUACACAGGAACUCGAACACAUCUUCAAGUGUCCCUCCAUCCUGACCAUCUACCCGCCACGCAUCCAAGUAUUCACAAUGCUGUUCUCGACCUGGAACGUGGGGCCUUUGGAUCUUUCAGCAAACCCGCUCAUCCGCAACGAGACGAGAGAGACCUUGUCAGAGUCUCUCGUCCACUGGGGGUUCGGAAGAAGCGUUCGAGAAAGACUGAUCCGGAACCUCCACAGCACAUGGAGGAAGGCUUUGUUGCUGAGAAGAUGACUGAGCAACAUGUACCCCUCAGUCCCGCACCCCCAUAUGCCAGCCGCCAUGGGUCGGCCGUACAUUUUAUGCAUGACGUUUGACACCUAUGUAUUGUUCAGACCUGAUUGAUUGCUUGGUUGAUGUAUGUUACAUGCAACCAUCUCUGGACGCUUUUGUUGUAUAUCUAGAAAUUCCUUCUUACUGAUGGUGGGAUUUCCACUUACUGCGUGCUUUUGUUGAUGUCCCCGCUCACCGUGGCAGGACUGCAGAUUCAACAAUAUCAAUGAUUGACGUACUUUCAUAGGGCCUUCAAAUACAAUCGGCCCGUCGGCAUCUUUCCAUCAUGGCAACACGAACA